Messenger RNA from Ruditapes philippinarum (Manila clam), 1515 nucleotides. Its product is annotated as iduronate 2-sulfatase-like. Bases 1 to 1515 code for a protein of 504 amino acids. The transcript has a single exon. Lineage: Eukaryota; Metazoa; Mollusca; Bivalvia; Venerida; Veneridae. Gene Ontology annotation, molecular function: iduronate-2-sulfatase activity. The record is from RefSeq and is a predicted model, not a curated record.
AUGGUUAAGCUCAUAUUUUUCGUUUUAUUCGGAAUAUUUAGUGUUACGUCUGCCCGUAAAAAUGUGUUAUUCUUUGCUGUAGACGACCUCCGACCAGAGUUAAACUGUUUCGAAGGCUCGGACUUCCCUUCGCCGGUACACCCGCCGAUGCAUACACCAAACAUUGACUUUCUUGCUUCUAAGAGUCUACUCCUGAAAAGAGCGUAUGUCCAGCAGGCUGUAUGUUCCCCGAGCCGCACCUCACUACUUACAGGCCGUAGACCGGAUACGACUCAUAUUUACGACCUUGUUCACUACUUCCGAAAAUUGGGAGGCAAUUUUACGACAAUACCAGAAUAUUUCAAAUUAAACGGAUACGUUUCCGCAGGCAUGGGUAAAAUUUUUCAUCCGGGUUCUGCAAGUGGAGGUGACGAUCCUAUUUCAUGGACGCUGCCGUACUUUCACGCGACAAAGUAUGGUUGGGAGAAUAAGAAUAAAAGCUGGGACGCUAUUCCAGACGAAAAAUUAAUUGACAAGCCUUUGGUAGAUUUUCAAAUUGCACAACAAGCAGAUAAAACGCUAAAGAUGUUUUCAGAAGGUGGUGAACACGAGGGGACUCCUUUCUUUAUUGCAGUCGGAUUCCAUAGACCGCACCUGCCUUUCGUAUUUCCGGAAUCUUUUCUGAAGUAUUACCCGGACGAAAGUAUUCGUUUACCGCCAAAUCCCUAUGCACCGGUUAAUAUGCCGGAAGUUGCGUGGAGUAGUUACGGAGAAUUACGAGCAUAUGGCGACCAAUCGAAACUGAAUGCUUCCGGUAUGAUAAACACAACAUUGCCAAUGGAGGAUGUACGCGCGUUGCGCCGUGCUUAUUAUAGCGCUGUUAGUUGGACAGAUUCGCUCGUGGGCUAUGUUCUGCAACAGCUUCAAAAAUAUGGAUUCGAGAACAACACAAUUAUUUCAUUUUGGGGCGACCAUGGCUGGCAGUUGGGCGAACAUGGGGAAUGGUGCAAGCACACGAACUUUGAACUCGCAACACAUGCACCGAUGAUGAUCCGUGUUCCGGGAAAGACUGAUAACGGUAUCGUAACGGAAAAACUCACGGAGUUUGUCGAUCUGUUUCCGACAUUAGUUGAUGCAGCAGAACUUGGACCUAUGCCACUGUGCCCUGUAAAUUCUAGUCAAAUAGCUUUCUGCCGAGAAGGAGAGAGUCUAAUGCCGUUGAUACAAAACCUGUCAACGCAAUGGAAAGAUGCCGUUUUUUCUCAGUACCCACGGCAUCAAAAUGGGGUAGAUAUAAUGGGCUAUUCGAUUUGUACGGCUCGCUUUAGAUACACCGAAUGGGCGAAAUUUACAUACGCACCGGAAUAUCAACCUGAUUGGGGAAAAAUAUAUGGGUUAGAAUUGUAUGACCAUCAGUUUGAUCCGCAGGAGAAUAUGAACAAGGCACUUGAGCCCGAGUUUGCGGCAAUAAGGCAAGUUCUUAGCAAACGGCUCCAUGAAGGUUGGCGUGCUGCUUUGCCAGGCAACGGUUUAUAA